This is a messenger RNA of Osmerus eperlanus (European smelt), 3258 nucleotides long. It is a transcript of the gene adora2ab, whose product is annotated as adenosine A2a receptor b. Gene Ontology annotation, biological process: adenylate cyclase-activating G protein-coupled receptor signaling pathway; G protein-coupled adenosine receptor signaling pathway. Bases 684 to 2126 code for a protein of 480 amino acids. Gene Ontology annotation, cellular component: plasma membrane. The record is from RefSeq and is a predicted model, not a curated record. The transcript has 3 exons. Gene Ontology annotation, molecular function: G protein-coupled adenosine receptor activity. NCBI's taxonomy places the organism in Eukaryota, Metazoa, Chordata, Actinopteri, Osmeriformes, Osmeridae.
GCUCUCUCGACCCUCUAUAACCGAUCUGCACCCGUUAGAAGAAACCGUUUAUCCAAUUUACGCGUUUUCAAUAAACAAGUCAUUUUAAUAUUUCGUCAGUCAGUGUUAAAAAGAUGAUUCACUUUAUAGUUUUCGUAUACUGUAAAAGUAGAGGCGAGCGCAAAGACGCACGUAGCCUACUUGGAUAGAUGGUUUGAUCGUUGUUGUGCGUUUGCUUGAGAGGAUUGCUGACUGACCAAGAAGGGUUGCAAGUGACAAGGGGGAUGCAUCACUCCUCCAGCCUCCUCAGGCACUAGCCUGAUCUGAACCAGCCGAACUAGGAGACCAAGAGAGAGAGAAAGAGAGAGAGAGAACGAGAUAGAUAGAUAGAGAGACAAGGGGUGAUUAACACACAAAUCACUACGCAACCUGGUGUUUGUGGCUGUUGGCACCACUUCAUGAACACUGCUGACAUCAACAGGAAGUAGAUGGUGAGGCGACAGAACGAUAGGCAAAUGGAAAACCAGAUAGCGAUCCACAGACAGAGACAGGGAGAGAGACCGAGAGGACGAGAAGCGAGUAUGUGAGCGCGUAGCCGGAUGAAGUUUCGCACGGGCGAGUGGAGCAAUGCUUGCGGAGAGUGAAAGUCUCCUACCCAUCUCCUGCCGGUCUCACCCCGCGGCUGCCUCUCCCCGCGCCCUGCUAUGUUGCCGGCCGAGUCUCUGGUGUACAUGGGCCUGGAGAUGAUCAUCGCCGUCCUCGCCGUGGUCGGCAACGUGCUGGUCUGCUGGGCCGUCUGCCUCAACAGCACGCUGCAGAGCAUCACCAACUUCUUCGUGGUGUCGCUGGCGGUGGCGGACAUCGCCGUGGGCCUCCUCGCCAUCCCCUUCGCCAUAGCCAUCAGCACGGGCUUCUGCGCCAACUUCCACGGGUGCCUGUUCAUCGCCUGCUUUGUGCUGGUGCUCACCCAGAGCUCCAUCUUCAGCCUGCUGGCCAUCGCCGUCGACCGCUACAUCGCCAUCAAGAGCCCGCUCAGGUACAACAGCUUGGUGACGGGCAAGAGGGCGAAGGGUAUCAUCGCCGUGUGUUGGAUCCUCUCCGCAGGCAUCGGCCUCACGCCCAUGAUGGGCUGGAACAUGGGCCUGAACGCCACCAACAGCAGCGGGCCGUGCCCGGAGAGCCUGACGGAGUGCCUGUUUGAGGGCGUGGUCACCUUGCAGUACAUGGUCUACUUUAACUUCUUCGGCUGUGUGGUGGUGCCCCUCGUGGCCAUGCUGGGCAUCUACGCCAGCAUCUUCAUGGCCGCUCGACGCCAGCUCAGGCUCAUGGAGCUCAAGGUGGUGCACGGCCACGCGCACGGGGGGGGCACGGCGCCGGCCGGCUCAUCGGCAUCCCGGUCCACCCUGCAGAAGGAGGUGCACGCCGCCAAGUCCCUGGCCAUCAUCGUGGGGCUGUUCGCCUUCUGCUGGCUGCCUGUCCACCUCGUCAACUGCUUCAACUUGCUGUGCCAGGAGUGUGGACGGCUGCACAUAUGGCUGAUGAACAUUGCCAUCCUCCUCUCCCAUGCCAACUCGGUGGUCAACCCCUUCAUCUACGCCUACCGCAUACGCGAGUUCCGGCUGACCUUCCGGAGGAUUCUACAACAGCAUGUGUUGAGGCAGAGGGAUGGGCACGGCUGGGCGGACGGCAGGGGCGUUGGGGGCAGCAGCACCAUGCAGACGUCCAGCCAUCUUAGCAUGGUGGAUGGCUCCAGCAUGACGGUGGUGAACAGCUAUGCUCUGGACCCCCCCAGCACUAACCACACUCCCAAACACAGCCCCUCUACGACCCAGGAGGCCCACAGGGUUGGGAGAGACGUCUCCUCCAUCCCCUGUCCUUGGACACCGCCGCCCCACUCAGACCCUGCACCAAUCAGUGUCAUCAGCAAUGGACACCAUAAAUUGGAGAACUCCAUAUCGGAAAUAGGCCCGACUGGCAUUUUGGGACAUGUAGUCCAAGGUGGGACUGAGGCUGCAUACUGUGGGGGAACUACAACUCUACUGAUGGAGGUGAAGGAUGGGGGACACAUUCUCUUUGUUAAUCCAAGACCCUUGUCCCCCACACAGACCAGCCCAACACGCUCCGUUGAGCUGACUGAAGUGGCAUGACAGCUGUUUGUAUUUUCUACAUUAUGAUCUCAAGGUUAUUAGAUCACAUGACCUGACAGGAAUCCUCAUGUGGACGAGUCACAUGUCAUGAAUUAAGAGAUGGAGAAGAAGAGAGUUACCAAAGAUAAUGUGUCAAUAGCUUUUUAAUCUGAAGAGGGGGAAGAAACUGGUGUCUGGAAAACAGGGGCGGCGCCAGACAAUUUUUAAUACAGGUGCUGAGGGGGUGCUAGAUCAUUGACAGGGGGAGCUGCGCAAUUAUAUAUAUAUUAUAUAUAAAUACUAUUAAUACAUGAGCCAAACUUGGCCACUCGUGAUGCUAAUUUGAAUGGAACUACAGUUGUGCUACCUGUCGCCUCUGCAUCUGCGGCACACGCAUCAGCGGACUGCUCUGUGUCAGACAAUUAACAUCCGAUUCUCCGAUCGGAUUUUCCAGAAAUUAUUUUUGGGGGUGCUAUCGGGGCGCUUUUGUCUUUCUUGGGGGAGCUGAAGCACCUGCUAGCCCCUCCCUAGCGCCGCCCAUUCUGGAAAAGCUGCGAUAAACUGUUACAGGAAUUUGACCUGUUUCUGCAUGAACUAGAACUUUUCUGAUUUCUCUUGAUGGAUUGUACUAGAUUCCAGUUGACACCUUGUUUAGGUUGUUGACAUGGAAACAUGUUUUUACACAAUUUAUCUUUCCACAAAAAAUGAUGUUCUGUACUAAUUUCACAUUGCCAUCUUGUACCACUGUAUGUUGUAUAAGACCAUGACCAAAUACAUGACUGUACUGUAUGAUUCCACACAUUUCGGCAUGAGUUUAAAUAAUAUUUUUUUGCACCCAAAACAGCUCUAGUCAUGGUGCAGAGAGAGCUUCUCAAAUACUUUGUUAGCUUGUAAGAAACAAGUAGACAGUUAAACAACAGUUAUUAUUCCAGUAAAAGAACAUGAUCAUGGUCAGUGAAUGUCUGUCUUCUCCUUGGUGGUAAACCAUGUAACCAUAUUUAAGCCAUGAAAAUCAUUGGUCCUACUAAGUGAAUGCAACUGCAUUGUGAAUGUGACCAAAGCUCACAGUUGCAAUACACAUUUUUAAGUCAUUGUCAGAUGUAUCAGAUCAACCAGUCAAGUAUAUUGUCAAAUUAUGGUGUAUGUACUGUAC